This is a messenger RNA of Cotesia congregata, 1086 nucleotides long. Lineage: Eukaryota; Metazoa; Arthropoda; Insecta; Hymenoptera; Braconidae. The record is from the annotation of a GenBank genome assembly.
AUGACUUCGGAGUAUUGGUUGACUAAAAACAAAUUUAAUCUAAAUAUUUUUGCACUACAGAACUUAAAAUUCAAUUCAGGUCUUAUAGGCGAUGUUAAUAUAUUGAAUUGUGAUAAUAUUAUAAAAACAGACCAGCUUAAAAUAUUUGACGAGAUGUUGGCUAGUAAAAAUAUUGUGGCAAUGUACAAUCCUAAUUAUAAAAGUUUGAAUAAACUUCAGCGACAAUCUUUAGUUGAAAAAAACGAUCAACUUACUUCUGAGAUGAUAAAUAAGUAUGAAGUCGAAUUUAAUGAGACCAACAAUCAUUUUCAACACCUAGUGAGGACACACUUGACUGAUUCACUUGAAUUGAUAAAGCCUGUUAAUUUUAUUCCAAGUUCUGAAUCUAAAAUGACGAAGCCGACUAAAGCGAUCAUAUCAUUUGAACGAAGUAUGAAUGAUAGUAUUAUUCGCGCCGCAAGUGAAACUACAUUUUCUUCAUUAGUAAAUGAAGUACAAAGCCUGAAAAUUUCCAAUAAAAAAAUAUCUGAUGACAAUGAUGCAUUAGUAAAAGAACUGAAAAAGUUAUCUCAAAUGUUGGAAGUAGUUCAGUUUAAUUCGAAAAUUGCUGAAAAACAAGCUUCUGGAGGCAUACCACCACCACCGCCGCCUCCACCUCCCCCAUUGCCGUUAUCUUCGCAGAAAACUCCUAAAAAUAAUAAAAUGCAUACUCCAAGAAAAUCCUCCAUACCACAGAUAGAGAAGAGACCCGUUAUUACAAUGGAUGAUCUUCUUAAAGUGACAUUGCGAAAAGCACCUAAGAUUGACAAGGAAAAACCAAAGGCAGCUUCAGAUCCUCAGCCUGUAAUAUCUUUAGAAAUGCUUAAAAAUGUCAAGCUUAAAUCAAUCAAACAACGGAGUCAAAAUUAUAAAGUAAGAUCUCCAAUCGGUCUUAAAAAUCGCAACAGAUUUCAAAAUGUAAAUCUUUCACCAAUUAUGGCCGGAGCUGUUAGUCCUUUGAGUAGAAUUUUGAGUCGUGGAGAAAGCGUUAGACGAAAACCGAGAAAAAUCCUUGUGAGUCCUCGAGAAGAUGAAGAAACUCAUUAA